ACAACUUUGGGAAGGACGAAACCCGUCCACACCUCGGGCUCCUGGUGUUCUAUCUGGCUCCAGCAAACCGACAUCAAGCAGCGCUAUCAACUUGAAAAAAUCACUGAUUACAGAGUGAUUUGCAGGGAAGAUGUCUGGGAUAGACACCGACUGUAUCACGCUAACACGUUAUGUGCUAGCCGAACAGAAAAAACAUCCUCAAGCGACGGGAGAUUUGACACAACUUCUGACUGCUCUACUCACCGCUGUAAAAGCAGUGUCAUCGGCCGUAAGGAAAGCAGGCAUUGCUAGUCUGUAUGGCAUUUCCGGUACAGCCAACACCUCUGGUGAUGAACAGAAGAAGCUGGAUGUCAUCGCCAAUGAUCUCUUUAUUAACAUGCUCAAGUCUUCAUUUAGCACCUGUUUACUUGUGUCAGAAGAAAACGAUAAUGUGAUACAAGUGGAGACAGAGAAACAGUCAGAUGGCCUGACUUUUGUCAGCGACAAGGGAAAAUACAUUGUGUGCUUUGACCCAUUGGAUGGUUCCUCAAAUAUUGAUUGUCUCGUUUCCAUCGGUUCCAUCUUUGGCAUUUAUAGGAAGACAACUGAGGGACCCCCUACCGUCAAGGAUGCUCUCCAGCCUGGCAGGAACACAGUGGCAGCAGGAUAUGCUCUCUAUGGAAGUGCUACAAUGGUGGUUCUCUCCGUGGGCAAUGGCGUUCAAGGGUUCAUGUUAGAUCCUGCAAUUGGAGAGUUUAUAUUAACAGAAAAAAAUAUAAAAAUAAAGCCCCGUGGCAAGAUCUACUCUCUGAAUGAAGGUUAUGAGCAGUACUGGGAUGAGGCAACAAAAGAGUAUGUGAAAAGCAAGAAAUUCCCAGAGUCAGGUAAGCCGUACGGAGGACGUUACAUAGGCUCAAUGGUGGCUGAUGUGCAUAGAACUCUGAUGUAUGGGGGAAUCUUUAUGUACCCUGCCACAACUCAGUCCCCGAAGGGAAAGUUGCGUCUUCUGUACGAGUGUAACCCCAUGGCGUACGUAAUGGAGCAGGCAGGAGGGAAGGCCAGCACGGGUACCUCCCCUAUCCUAGACCUACAACCUACAGAAAUUCACCAGCGCUCACCCAUAUUCCUGGGCUCAAAGGAAGAUGUGGAAGAUGUGGAGGCAGUGUACAAGAAACAUGCCAAGUAGAGGGUUACAUGUAGGCCAGGGAACAUACAUGUAAGCUGGAGGGUGGUGGUGGAGGGGAAGGGUACAGACAUGCCUAGUUACAAUGUGGAAUAUGUGAAGGCGGUGUACAGGAAACAUGGCAAGUAGAGGGUUAGGUUAGGGAGCAUACAGGUAAGAGGAGGAC
Molecule: messenger RNA, 1328 nt
Organism: Liolophura sinensis
Lineage: Eukaryota; Metazoa; Mollusca; Polyplacophora; Chitonida; Chitonidae
Product: fructose-1,6-bisphosphatase isozyme 2-like
Exons: 8
Coding region: 131-1165 (344 amino acids)
Biological process (GO): fructose 6-phosphate metabolic process; gluconeogenesis; sucrose biosynthetic process
Cellular component (GO): cytosol; cytoplasm
Molecular function (GO): fructose 1,6-bisphosphate 1-phosphatase activity
Source: RefSeq, a predicted model, not a curated record